Molecule: messenger RNA, 4463 nt
Organism: Lutzomyia longipalpis
Lineage: Eukaryota; Metazoa; Arthropoda; Insecta; Diptera; Psychodidae
Gene: homer
Product: homer protein homolog 2
Exons: 7
Coding region: 109-1224 (371 amino acids)
Biological process (GO): regulation of store-operated calcium entry; G protein-coupled glutamate receptor signaling pathway
Cellular component (GO): cytoplasm; dendrite; plasma membrane
Molecular function (GO): G protein-coupled glutamate receptor binding
Source: RefSeq, a predicted model, not a curated record
UUUGCAAUCUGUCAAAAAAACGUCAAAAAACAACCAAAAUCGCCCACAAUUUUUAGCAAGAAAAAAACCACAGUGUGAGUGCGGAAAAGUAGUGGAAAAGUGCACAAAAUGACGUCGGGAAAGGAGAAUAUUGGGGAACAACCAAUCUUCACCUGCAACGCUCAUGUCUUUCACAUCGAUCCCAAGACAAAGAGGACGUGGAUUACGGCCAGCACUAAGGCGGUAUCCGUGAGCUUCUUCUAUGAUUCCUCGAGAAAUCUCUACAGGAUUAUCAGUGUUGAGGGCAGUAAAGCCGUCAUUAAUUCCACCAUAACGCCCAAUAUGUCCUUUACGCAGACUUCGCAGAAAUUCGGGCAGUGGAGUGAUGUACGCGCCAAUACAGUGUACGGAUUGGGCUUCUCUUCGGAGCCAGAACUCGUGAAAUUCGUUGAGAAGUUCAAGGAGGUCAAGGAAGCCACCAAGAAUGCCAUGUCCAAGAAUGCCAAUGGAAAUUCCACAGGAGCCACUCCUGUUACAUCGGCAAACACCUCACCGAUCACAUCGAGAUCAUCCAUAAUGCAGAAUGAGAAUAAUUCUGAUCUUGUGGAUCCACCAACGGGUCAAAUGUCAAAUCAGCAGCAAAUGGUAAAGCCGGAGAGUCCAUCCCACAAGAAUGUUGUGAGCUUGGGCACAUGCGUGGGUGGGAAUGAGCCCAAACUCAGCAAUGUCGAUAGUGGGCCUUCGGAGCAGCAUCUCAAAUAUGAGAAUGAGCGUCUAAAGCUGGCGCUAGCUCAGAGUUCGGCAAAUGCCAAAAAGUGGGAAAUUGAGCUGAACACGCUCAAGAGUAAUAAUCUUCGCCUCACAAGCGCUCUGCAGGAAUCCACCCAGAACGUUGAUGAGUGGAAGAGACAGCUGCACACGUACAAGGAGGAGAAUAUACGAAUGAAGGCACGUCUUCAGGAGAUUGAGGGUAACCACCCCAAGGAUGGGGGUGAAAUGGCGGAUGAUUUGCGAAAGGAAGUUAUUUCGCUCAAAGGGAAGAUUGAAGCACUCGAAAGUGAACUCAAAGGGCAGGAGAUUGAACUCAGAGCUGCCAAUAUGAGUCUCAAGGAUAGGAAUAAUGAUCAAUCGGUAAAAAUGAAGCAACUUAUGCAGCUCAAUGCUCAAUUCGUCAAGCAUCUCAAUGACAUAAUGUUAGUACAAAAGGAAAUGGAUAAAAUUCUCAUGGGCAACAAAACUACUUGAGAUUCACGGAGGCAGACAAAUGAGCCAGCGGAAGUUUCUGAGUCGAAGAGAAUUUUGGAUGACAGCUCAAAUGUAGAUUGGGACUUUGAUGCAGUUGUAAGAAGUAUUAACAAUGGGAAUGGUCAGAAGAGUCUCGAAGAAGCCCAAAAGAUGCUAUUGCUGAAGCAUGAUCAGCUAAAAAAGGAAACCAUUGCACUCCUUGCGGCCGCUUCGGCGGCAGCCGAGAAGAAUUGCAGCGAUGCAAAUAAAUGCAAUAACAAUCAAUCAACAACAAGGAAUGCAAAAGUAAUUGAAUCAAAGACUAAGAACACCGCAACCAUUCUGGUUUCCAAAAAUAAAACCAAAACUGGACUUCCAUUGCUACUCAAGAAUUCACUGCACUAAUACAUCUUUUUGGACUUUUUGGAGGUAAGAAAAAAACACAUUCAAAAUACAUUUUCUUAUUAAAUUAAAGAAGAAGGAAAAGGUAAAUUUUGAGAUAAAAGAAAAAAAUGUGAGAAAACACAAUCUUAAUAAUUUUGGGAUUCAUCACACAGACUCUGGCGAUUUUGUCUUUUCUCUCUCGCUGUACUACCCCUUAAUCUCCCUUUUUAAAAAUGUGUGGAUGGGACACAUUGAAAGUUUUAAAACAGCAAAGAAUUAAAAAAAAAACCACAAUAUUCGUAAUUUUUAAUGAAAAAGAUAAAAAAUUAGAAAAUAAUGGGAAAAAGUGUAUGAAUAUGAUAUUUAUUAGUAAAAAAAAACUUGAGAAGUAUAAGGGAUGAAGAUGAAAAUGUUUUGUACUUAAUCAACAAUAAGUAUUUACAUUUAAGUAGUGUGCAAUUAAGAAUAAUGAUGAUGAAGAAAGUAAAAAGAAAAAAAAACGAGAGAUUUUAAAGCACUUUUGGGCGCGUAAAGAUUGUGUGGGAUGAUUAAUGCAAAAUCAAUUUAGCUAAUGGAAUAUAUUGAUGAUGAUGAAAAAUGUUUGAAUUAAUCAAAACAAAGAUGAAAAAAUGAUGAAAAAAAAAAUUCUCUGUCAAUACAUAAAGUUUCGCUUAAGUUUGAUGGCUCAUUGAAAAAAUCAACAAAUUGCUCUUUUAUUCCCUCGCGCAAUACAAUGCAAAUUUUUAGGGGUGAUAAAACUAUUUUGUGAGAUUUUCUAAAGUUCAACAGGGCGUAGUCACAUGUGUAUUCUAAGGGGUAAUUUUUUUAGCUGAGAUUCUUUUGAAUGUAGAAUGUUAAAUACAUUUUGUAAAUCAAACAUUUCUUGUCUAAUGUUUAGCAAUUCUAACAUUUUUCGUUUGAUUUUCAGGCAUUUGUCAUUUUAGUUCAAUUGACGUUUAAAAAUUAUUUUCUAACGCUUAACAUUUUUAUUGUCUGACAUUUUUUUCCAACGUCAAACAGUUCUUUUUUUUGCAAUUCCAAACGUUUCUCGUCUAAUUAAUGUUCAACUGUUCUAGCAUUUUUCAUUUUUUUUUAUUAGUUAUUAAUUCUUUCAACUUUUAAAAAUUAUUUCCUAACUUUUGACACUUUGUAAUGACUGAAAUUUAUUUUCCAACGUCAAACUAUUCUUUUCUUAAUUCCAAACGUUUCUCUUUCAAUGUCAAACGUUUCUUGAAUAGUAUUUAACAAUUUUAACAUUUUUCACUUAAUUUUCUUGCGUUUGUCAUUAAUUCUUUAAACCUUUAAAAAUUAUUUUCUGAUAUUAGACAAUUUUUUAAAGUCUGAUGAAUUAUUUCCAACGUCAAACAAUUGUUAUUUUAAUGCCAAACAUUUUUUUAAUGCUAAAUUUCUGUUCUAACGGCAUACGUUUUUUUUUAUUUUUUGAAAUAUUGACAUUUUUUUAACGUUGGUUUAACGUUGGACUUUUGUUUUCCAACGUUAAACUUUUCUUUUUUUAGUCCAAACAUUUUUCUUUCAAUGUCAAACGUGUCAAACAUUUCUAUUCUAUCGGCACACGUUUUAUUUGAACGAUUGACAUUUUUUUUAACGUUUGACGUUUUUCUUUAAAACGUUUGGAAAUUUUUUAAUGUGAAUUUUAACUUGAAAAUAAUGUCUUUUCAACUAUAAAGAAUCAUUUAAAAAAAACUAUUCCAGCAGUUAGAAAAUAUGAACGAUUUGAAACACCCAAAUACAAUCCCUGACUACGCCACUGUAAUCCAGUAGAAUUUUUGGUUAUUCAUUCUGUGGUUUUGUGGCAGCUAAUUGUGAGUUAAGGAUCAGAACAAUUAAUCUUGAUUAAUUAAUCUCUUUCGCUCUUUGCACAAAAAAAAAUCAUAAUUUAUCACAAAAAAAAGUGAUCUUCAAUGUUUUCUUUCAAUAUUGACAAGACAAAUUGCUUUUAAUAAAUUGGUCAAAGAGAACUUCUUGUCAAUAUUUGAUGAUUUUUACAAAAUUAAAUUUUUGCUUUGUCAACAAAAUAGUGGAAUGACGGCACCUACUGAAGAUAAAUCAAUCUUUAAUUACCCCCUAAAUUCAUUUUUUUGAAAGUAUCAUAAUAAAGAAAUGAAAAUUGAGAGAGAAUGAGACCAUCGGAGAGAUAGAGCUAGUUAGUCGGCAGAUAUAAGAAAAUUCUCAUUAAAAAAAAAACAGUCACAUUCUCCAGUGACGUGCAUGUUAAAAUGAAUUCCUGAGUAUUAUAGCUUUUACUAGAAUUAAUUAAUGAAAAAGAAAGAUCAUUGUUUUAACAUUAAAAAAGUAUAAAGAUGUCGCUCGAUUAUAAUGCUCGAAUGUCAUUUUGUGACAGAAGCCAUUUUGACAUUUGUUGUCUUUCUGUCAUUUUUUUUGACAAUUAAUACUCUAAUGUCAAAUGAAAGUGAGCGUUGUAAUUUUUACGACAUCAAAAACUCCACUAAAAUGAAUAUUUUACUCGCGAGAGAUAUUAUAUAAUUUGUUUUUAUAUUUUUUAUUAUUAUAUCUUUUCUUUUUUUUUUACCUCUGUGUACCUUUCUUUACAAGGAAGGACUUUACACACAGUGGUAUCAAUAAUACCAACUAACAAAUGAUAUUAUGUACAAAGACAGCUGUUUAUGUUUUAUGAUAAACUAUGUCGUAUAAAUUAAGUGAUUGAGAGAAAAUCUGUAAUGUAUUUAUUUUUCCUUUCUCUCCACUAGAAAAUGUAUUUUUAUUAUUACCUAAUUUAAUUUUAUUAAUUUUUUUUGUAUUACCAACCGCCAUAAUUUAGUUUUAUGAUUAGAAAGAAAAAAAAAGGAAAAUAAAAAUGAGAAGAAAAACUUUAGUGAUAGAGAAUUAAAAGAAAA